CCCAUCACCACCACCGAAUUUAUGCGCAUUGCAUUACGUUAACCCUCCUAAUCCUACUGACGGAUCAAAUAUCUCUCGAAAUGUCCUCACAUCGUCUCUUCCGCUUCGACAUCCACAAGCCCGCCUGGCUAAACAGCGCCAGUACUAGGACCGCAGGCGUCUAUCUUGCGGGUGCACUUUUUUCUCUCGGCUUCUUCUUUUUCAUCGAUGCCAGCGUCUACUCGAAAUCUCCCCUUAACGGCUCACACGUGCACAUCAACUUCGUCGACUGGAUCCCGUUCAUCUGCUCGGCACUGGGGAUGCUCGUGAUCAAUAGCAUCGAGAAGUCCCGCCUAAGUGCCGACAGCUUCUCGUACAGUGGGAACGGUGUCGCCUGGAAGGCGCGCACGGUGCUGUUUCUGGGAUUUGCGCUCAUGGCGGGCGGACUAGCCGGCAGUGUCACGGUCAUGGUGCUGAAAUAUUUGUUCAACGACUACGCGCUUACAACGGUUUAUAUGGGCGUUGCGAACGUCGUGGCGAAUGGACUGGUCAUGCUCAGUAGUGUGGUGCUGUGGGUGAGCCAGAAUAUGGAGGAUGACUAUACGUAUAACUUGCAGCUGUGAGGAUGCGAAGGUACUGGAUGGAGGGCAAAGUGGACCAUAUCAGGACUCCUCAACGUUGCAAGGACGAUUGCAUCGGAGACCGAUGGCAACGGCACUAUCGUAUGAAACAAAGUUUUAAGCAAGCAUCAGCGUAUAGGUCAAGGACUACGGAGUACAAGUUUAUGGUAUUCAUUCCAUGUCAUGAUACAUUUGCUGAGCAAGGCUGGACUCUGCUUUUCUUUUCCUUGGCCUUCGGCUAGUAAUACGAAAUACUUUCCAUGCGUCCAUCGAGUAGCGCUGUAUACAAGCGAGACUCAUUCGGAUCUGG
Molecule: messenger RNA, 909 nt
Organism: Exophiala xenobiotica
Lineage: Eukaryota; Fungi; Ascomycota; Eurotiomycetes; Chaetothyriales; Herpotrichiellaceae
Exons: 2
Coding region: 81-602 (173 amino acids)
Biological process (GO): protein targeting to vacuole; late endosome to vacuole transport via multivesicular body sorting pathway
Cellular component (GO): fungal-type vacuole membrane; Vps55/Vps68 complex
Source: RefSeq, a predicted model, not a curated record